GGUUCCAUCUUGCUUUUUGCAAAAUCUGCUAAGUAACACCUUUAUAAAUCCGCCGAGGAAGUGCAUUGGUUGCAGUGCAAAAAGAGCAGCUCAAGAGGAAGGCACUGCUGGAGGAAGUUGUGCAUCUAAAGAGUUUGAAGGAUUCCACACACGAAGGCGAAAGCAAACGGCACUGAGGAAAAAUGAUGCAGAUUAUGGAUACCUACAACCAGAAGCAUUCCUUAUUCAACGCCAUGAACAAAUUUAUAGCUGCGGUCAAUAACAUGGACCAGACGGUCAUGGUGCCGAGUCUUUUGCGGGAUGUCCCUCUUGAAGACGAGAACAAGAGCGAAGUUAAUGGCGUUUCAAGUACCGGAGCGUCCAACUAUUACUCUGAUAAGUGGGACAUGUACAACUACUUCGUCUUGUUGAAAUCCAUCAAGAACGACAUAGAGUGGGGUGUGGUGCAACUGGACGAUAGGAAAAAGGAUAAAGCCGCCACCAUAGACAUCAGAGUGGACGAGGUCGAAGGAGAAGAGGACUUGCAGAAACAAUUCCAUUAUCAUCUAAAUGGAUUAUACACCGUCUUGUCAAAACUGACUAGAAAAGCUAACACCUUAACUAACCGCUACAAACAAGAAAUCGGCUUCGGUAGCUGGGGACAUUGAGCACAGAUCAAGUUACAAGGACUAACCCUCUUUAAUGAAGUUAAGCCAAGCCUAACUGAAGUUGCAAGGUUGUUUUCUGCUCUGUGGUAGAAACCGAUAGAGGCAACGAUUUAACUUGAUCAUUUAAUAUGUCCUUUUUUCUGUUUUAUUUUCCCGUCGUAUUUCUGGGAGAAGGGAAGGCUUUGUUGGACGUGCUUAAUAAAUAUUUCAUUCAUGAAAUGGAAAACGUGGCUGUGGGCGGCUGUGCCGGUGGAGAUUACAUUUUACUUUGCACUACUUUGUACUAUAUGUGUGAUGUAUAAAAUUGUAACGUCUUGUGUACCGUUUACUCGUUUUACAAACGCUCACGGUAGACGUGUGUCUUUCCUAACAAAAUGAGGCUGUUAGAUAAAGCCAAUGACAUGAAAGCUAUAUAGUUCUGUGGGUAACUUACUGUAUGGAAACAACUGAAAAAUUCUGAUAAAAGAAUAAUAUGACGAGGUUUCCUGUGUCAACCACGUAUUUUGCGUAUUUAAACCAUACUUUUGUACAACCGGAUUAAAACAAUGUUUAAAAAUAAAAAAAUAAAACAUA
This is a messenger RNA of Leucoraja erinaceus (little skate), 1220 nucleotides long. RefSeq names its product mid1-interacting protein 1-B-like. The transcript has a single exon. The record is from RefSeq and is a predicted model, not a curated record. NCBI's taxonomy places the organism in Eukaryota, Metazoa, Chordata, Chondrichthyes, Rajiformes, Rajidae. Gene Ontology annotation, cellular component: cytosol. Gene Ontology annotation, biological process: regulation of lipid biosynthetic process. The coding region runs from base 183 to 647 and encodes 154 amino acids.